Clunio marinus is the source of this 4313-nucleotide messenger RNA. NCBI's taxonomy places the organism in Eukaryota, Metazoa, Arthropoda, Insecta, Diptera, Chironomidae. The record is from the annotation of a GenBank genome assembly.
AUAAUCGGCUAAGCAACACCAGAAAAAAAUCAAUUCUUUAGAAGUGUUUUUGGACUCAAACAGCAGGUAAAUAAACUUAAUGAGUAGUUUAAAAAGUGUAAGAUUAUUAAAUGUGGAUUCUGAAUAUUGAAAUCAAUUCGAUAUUUACAAAGUGUUUCUGGAAACGAAAAUAUAUGCAAAUGAAAAUUUUUCCUUGCUUGUUACACAAUCAAUUUUUCGAACUAUGUUGACUUCACACUUAUUAUCUGGCAUGCGUAGUGCUCGCACAAUUGCUCGUCGCAACUUUGGGAUUGCCGCUCCAGCACUUCAAAAAGCUUCAGAUCCAGUUCAGCAACUCUUCCUUGAUAAACUUCGAGAAUACAAAUCCAAGAGCGUCGGAGGUUCAUUAGUCGAUCCAACACCAGAAAUUAAUCGUGAAUUGCAGCAAGAACUUGAUAAGCUGUCAAGUCAAUACGGUGGCGGUUCAGGCGUUGACAUGACUAAAUUCCCAGAAUUUAAAUUCGAGGAACCAAAAAUCGACCCAAUUAACAGCGAACAGUAAAUUAUGUUUUGUGUUCUGAAAGUUUAAUUAAAAGAAAAAAGAAGAAGCAAAAAAUAAUUCUUUAGUUGAAAUAAGAAAAACAAAUUUUUUAAUUGAAAGUUUUUUGUUACAGAAGUUUAUAAAUUUAAAUAUUGUUGAUUAAUGAAUCAGUAUGUUCCUUUAGUAAAACCAUUGAAUAAGUAUCUGCGACAUGAUUAAAAGUUUUGAUAAGAUUCCGAAUUUCUUCUGGUUUGAUUAAUGUUGUGAAGCGUCCAGCACACGAACAAUUCUCGAUGAUGUUGUCUUGUUUAAUUUCCUUACAUCGGACACAUUGAAGAUCUUGCAAAGUGUACGACAUCAAUCGACGAUUUAUUGCGUCAAUCAAUCGAUUCUCAAUUUCAUCGUUGUCAUAAUUCAUCAAACAUUGCGAGCACAACCAAACUGGAUUUCCAUCUUUAAUCGCACGAUGUUUGUCUCUCAACAAAUCAACAUCACGGCAAUGAUAACAAGCUUGACAAAUCAUUUCUGAAAGAACGUAAGAUUUUCCAGGAUCCUUCCAAACAGCUUUGUCUGAGAAUUCUCCAAGUCCUACUAAUCGAAGCAUAUUUUUCCUCAACGAAUCAAGUUCGUCAUUAAUCGAUGGAUCAACUGAAAGAAUUUUACACAAAGCUUUGAUGAAUUCUGUCGCUGGUCCUUCUGAUUGUCGUCCAGUUGUUUGAUAUAACUUCAAAACAGUCUCAAAAGCAUGAUGCGAUAAAUUUUUCAAUGUUUUCGAUGCUUCUUCGCCUUUUGCAAGUUCAUUGAUGUACAUUUUAAGAAAAGCUUCAAGUCGUCGACUUGUUUCACCUUCUUGUGGUAAAUUCUCACAAAUAUUCCAAUUCAUGUCCAGUUCAUCUUCUUCAUUAACAUCUUCCGUCUCUUCCACUUCCUCCUCAUCUUCAUCAUUUCUUAAUUCUUUCGGAAGUUUUCCACGAAAACCGGAAUAAUUAAAUGAAUCCAUCCAAAGAAGAAAAUUCCAACAUUGUUGGUACGAUAAAUGAACCGAAUGAAAUAAUUCUUUACCACGAAUACUUUGGCAAAUGUAAUCAGCGUAACUUAUUCCAUCAAUAACUGAUUUCUUUCCACUAUUAAUGAUAAUUUUCGUGAAAUCAGCAUAAAUAAUGUCAACGCCAAGAUUCUUAAACUCCGAGAUUAGUUGAAGGAAAAGUUUCUUCAUUAAAGUGUUUAAUGAUCGACGAAGUGCUGGAUCAUAAAGAUAUGAAGUUGAUGAUCGAAUCCAACGAUAAAAGUGAACAAUUUGAAAAUCGCUGUAAACGUUUCGAUUGACAGAAACUUCACGCAUCCAUCCGCCGACCAUUGACCUCAUGAUGCGGAAAGCAGCUGAACAAAGCGCUGUCUCAUCAUAACUUGGAAGCAUUUGCAAUAAAUUUGGAUUUGUUAUCAUAUCAUCAAGUGAAGCUUGUGGUAUUGUGUCGAAUGUUAUCGCUGAAUUUGCGCCUUCCAUCUCUUGAAUGCGAUGACUUUGAAGAAGAGAAGAAACUGCCAAACUGUCAAUCGUAAGCUCAACACAAACAUUCGGAAAGAAACCAGAUUUACAUUGCUGAAUUAUUUUGUUAUCAUCAAAUUCACUCAACAACGUGUUGUCGUCAGUUUCCGUUCCACCAAGAUCUGGCCGACAAUUUGGCGACCACCACAACACAAAAUUAUUCUUUUGUAAAUGACGAGCGUAAAAUAAAUCAGCGCCAAAUAGAACCGUGUUGCUUGUCAUGUUACCAAUUGGCAAAUGGAAAUAUCGACAUUGCUCUAACAUUAAAUCAAGAACACGUUGAUGAUUCAAGUAGUGACGAAUCAUUGACUUGACGCCGUUUUUCUGCCACUCAAGUCCAACAAGUAAUGAAGCAUCGUCGGUUAUGUGAAACUUUGUCUGAGGGAAAUCAAGUAAAGUUGGAAUUGCAACAUUUAAUUGAUUAAUUGCUGUCGCUGAUUGAAUACAAAGAAUUGUUGGUCCACGUCGUUCUUGUUUGUAAGCUGACAAAGCUUUUUGAAUGUGCCGAUAAACUUGCUUGAUGUCAAUCUCAACAUGAACAUCAAACGAAAUGUCAUUCGGUGGAAGUUUCUCACUUUCGUCAUCGUCAUUAUCAGCAAUUAAAGCUUGUCGUUCAAUCUGAUAAAGAUUCUUCAUUGUUGGCAUUUGAUUAUUUCGAACAGAAUCAUGAACGAUGAUGAUUGCUUUCUUCAUUGGCGUCAAGAACAAUCCCCACAAGCUCUUCUUACCUGAUGGAAUUGUGUGUUGAUAUAAAAAGAUUCGACGCAACUUUUCAGCAUCUUUCAAGUAUGGUUGAUGAAUUUGACUUCGUUGUUCAAGCUGAUGAAGUGAAAAUGUGUCACCUUGACCAUGUCCACUUGGAAUUGAAGCGAUUUUCUUCGCUUCUGAUCUUUGCACAGCACACGUGCAUCCAAGUUGGAUAAGUGCACGAAAUUCAAGACUCAAUUGUGUCUCGUAAAUGCCUUCAAUGUCAGGUGCUGCAAGAUCAACAAGCAUUCCAAGUUGAUUGUCACGAAAAACAUGUUCAGGGACGUUGUAUUGAUAAAGAUUAUAAGUUGGACGUGAUCUUGGAAGAGUUCGGUUAACUUUCUUCCAUGUUACGUCACUCGUUAAAUCGUCACACAACGGCGCUAAUGUUCUUUGAUUUACAUAAAAAAUUCUCGGCACAACAAGUUUCAAUUUCUGCAAUUCAUCGCCGAUCAAAGCCCAAACAUUGAAGUUUCCAUCUUGAUCAAUUGCAACGAUUUGAAUGAUUUGCCAUGGAAGUUCAAUAAGAUUUCUUUGUGUUCGUUUAAGGAAUCCACCGAGUGAUGAAAUUGGACCGCGUUGUGCUGGAACUUCCAUCAAAGGAACGUCAUGACGUCCUCGUUUAUUUCCAACAUCACUACGAAAUUUCUUUCGACUUUCAAUCUGCCAUCGCCAUUUCUUCUUCUGAAACUUUAUCCAUUCAAUUAAUUCUUCUUUCGUCGUUCCAAUCUCUGGCGGAUUUCCUAAAGCUUCACGCCAUGUUUUCGGCUGUUGUUGUUGAUUUUCUUCUUCACAUUCUGUUCUUGUUCGUUUUCUUUUCGUUGUGACGAUUGGAAUGCCACCAGCGGUUGAUGAACUUCCAACAGUGUCUUCAAUAUCGCGAAUUGGUUUCGCUUUGAACAUGUCGUUGAUUCUUCUUUGCUUAAAAACGUCAUUUUUCUCAAGCAUUUUCUUAUGAAGCCAAUCUGGAUGUUGAACUCGUGGCACUGGAUUGCUGAUGCCUUGCAAAGCUGCUGGGAUUGUGAUGAUCUUUUGAAUUGCACCACCAAUUCGUUCGAUGUAAUAAUUCCAAUCGAGAAUAUCACGAAUAUCAACAUCGCCAUCAAUACUUGAAUCUUUCAACCAUCUUCGAAGAUGAUGACGACGAACAGCUGACUCCGAUUGAAAGAUCGCCAAUGGAAUUGCACGUUCAGUGACAGGUGCACCUUCUGGCUUUCGACUGAUGAUAUAUUUACAUGCAAGGCCAGCAUCUUUCACCAUUUGAUCACCUAAGAACUCAGCAAGACGUUUUGCUGUUGAAAUUGAUGUCGAUUUUUGAACGCCAUAGUCUUCAAGUUUUCGUGACAUUGAACGAUUCUCUGAGAUGAGUUCGAAGAGUUCUGAAUCAGGCAUAUUAGCGCCUUUGCUAAACAAUACAUCAAGCCAAUAAUUGGCGACUUUUGCAACACAUUCGUAACAUUUCUCAAGUGUAUUGCCUUGAAGAAAAGCGUUGAAGACUUG